Molecule: messenger RNA, 889 nt
Organism: Corylus avellana
Lineage: Eukaryota; Viridiplantae; Streptophyta; Magnoliopsida; Fagales; Betulaceae
Source: RefSeq, a predicted model, not a curated record
AUCAAAACGAGGUCCAAAGCAACCGUUUAAACUUCCUCAUUUUCUACUGGAACCCCACCAUUGGAUUCUUCUAGAAAAAAACUUUUGAGAGAGAGAGAGAGUUUCAGAGAUGGAUCCGGAUCUCUCGCUCCUGGAGAUCUCGGACGAAGACGAUUCUCUGCUGCUUCAGAUUCCAAACGACGACGCUUCGAUGCUUAGCACCAACAACAACAACAACAACAACGGCAAUAACAACAACUAUUUCUUGUGCUCGCCUCUCCAAAUCCACGGAUCCAAGCGUUCCGUUCAUCCUCCUCCUCUUGGCCCUCCACUUGUGGAGAGUAAGGUAGGCGGUGAGAAUGCUGAAAAACCCUGCUCUUCAUUGCUAACAGAUGGUAUUAACAAAGAGAACAUUAACGCAAACAAAUCAGAAGUUCCAAAACUCAGUAUGGAGCCGCAGCAAAUGAAGAGGAGGAAAAAGGGUGGAGGAUACAAUUUACGGAAAAGUUUAGCAUGGGACCGAGCCUUUUUUACUGAAAAAGGUGUUUUGGAUCCCGUAGAGCUAUCUAUGAUUAGUGGAGGUUUUAGCAAGGUUGGUGAGGAAAUGUUGCCUUGUAUCCCUGAAGAAGGGAGAGAAUCGUUGUCUGGUGUAUUGGAUUGUACACGUGAUUCCGCAGAUCUGCAAGCACUUGAAGAAAACUUGUUCAAGGAAUUGUCGUCAAGUUCUAUGAAAAAAGAUAGAAAGAGAGGUGGUUGCUUGUUGCCGAAGCAUGGUUCAAGUGCUAGAGAUAAUGUGUCCCCAGCAGCAGAAGCCAAGGCAAAGGUGCUUUCAGCCCAUGAGAUUAAUAGAAGUGGGUCUAAACGCAGUGGAUGCCCGCGACCGGUGGUUUCCUCUUCAUAUCCUUGCUAA